Molecule: messenger RNA, 2841 nt
Organism: Nymphalis io (European peacock)
Lineage: Eukaryota; Metazoa; Arthropoda; Insecta; Lepidoptera; Nymphalidae
Gene: Apn4
Product: membrane alanyl aminopeptidase-like
Exons: 15
Coding region: 7-2841 (944 amino acids)
Biological process (GO): proteolysis; peptide catabolic process
Cellular component (GO): cytoplasm
Molecular function (GO): zinc ion binding; metalloaminopeptidase activity; peptide binding
Source: RefSeq, a predicted model, not a curated record
CUCAAAAUGAUGGUCACAUUUUUAUUCUUUCUCGUGGGUCUGGUCUACGCGGACCCCGGGGAGGCUGGAUCCGAUUUUGAAAUGAUUGGAUACGAUACAAAUAUCGAUGACCCGAAAUACAGACUCUUGGACAUUGUGCAACCUAUUUAUUUCUAUGUUGACCUUGAUGUGUAUCUGGCUGAGUCCAGAUUCAAUGGAAUUGUACAAGUUGAUGUUCAGGUUCGUCAAAACGUAACACAAAUUGUAAUGCAUCAAAAUGUAAUCGCGAUAACGGGUGUGAAUGUCGUUGAUGCAAACAAUCGACCAGUAAAUCUCCAAUUUCCGAAUUCCUUCGAAACCGACAGUUACUAUGAGGUGUUGAAAAUUAAUUUCGCAUCCACAAUAAUGCCCGGUCGCUACACGAUCACUAUCAGCUAUCUUGGUCGCAUAAAUGAAAAUCCUCACGAUCGUGGUUUUUACAAAGGAUAUUAUUACGUCGGCAAUGAGAAACGUGAAUAUGCCACAACACAGUUCCAACCUUACCAUGCAAGAAAGGCUUUCCCAUGCUUCGACGAACCGCAGUUUAAAAGUCCAUUUGUUAUUUCAAUAACUCGUGAUGCCAAUCUUUCACCUUCUUAUUCUAAUAUGGCCAUCAAUGCUACCCAACAGGUAUCGACAGGCCGUAUUCGUGAGACAUUCCUGCCAACUCCCGUUGUGUCAUCCUACCUCAUUGCUUUCCACGUUAGCGAUUUUGUUGCAACUAAUGAGUCUUCCAAACCUAACAGACCGUUCCAAAUUAUAUCGCGUCAAGGACCUACUGAUCAACAUUCUUACGCUGCUGAUAUUGGUAUGAAAAUUACUGAAAAGAUGGACGAAUAUUUCGAUAUUAACUAUUACGAUAUGGGCCAAGGGCAACCCAUGAAAAACGAUCACAUCGCUUUGCCUGAUUUCCCAUCUGGUGCUAUGGAAAAUUGGGGAAUGGUUAACUACAGAGAGGCGUACUUGCUCUAUCAUCAAAACCAUACUAAUGUUCUGGAUAAGAUUUUCAUUGCCACCAUUAUUGCUCACGAACUUGCUCAUAAGUGGUUUGGCAACUUGGUGACAUGUUUCUGGUGGAGUAACCUCUGGCUGAACGAGUCAUUCGCCAGCUAUUUCGAGUAUUUUGGCGCACACUAUGCGGAUACAUCUUUGGAGUUAGACGAUCGUUUUAUUCUUAACAGAGUACAAAGCGCUUUAAGUGCUGAUGCCAGUGCUGGUGCAACUCCCAUGAACUGGACAGAGGUAGCAAGCAAUCCAUCCGUUUCAGCGCAUUUCAGUACAACUAGUUAUGCUAAAGGCGCUUCAGUCUUAAGAACAAUGGAACAUUUCGUUGGUUAUGAAACAUUCAAGAAUGCCCUGAGAUAUUAUUUAAAAGAAAAUGCCUACGGUAUUGGUUAUCCCAAUGAUAUGUACAACGCGUUCAGAAAAGCUUGUUCUGAAGAUCCUACCUUCCAAACUACUUACCCUAAUAUUGACAUUGGUGUGGUGUUUGACAAUUGGGUACAGAACCCCGGCUCUCCAGUUUUAAAUGUGGAUGUAAACAUGUCAACAGGUGCAAUCACUAUUUCUCAGGAACGCUUCCAACUGUCUGGUACAAUACCAAAUACAAUCUGGCAUAUACCAAUCACAUGGACACACAGCGGAAGUCCAAAUUUCAAUAAUCUUAAACCUAGCUUCGUACUUACUAACAAGACUACGACUAUUCAAAAGGAGGCUGGACAUCACUGGGUUGUGUUUAACCUUCAACAUUCUGGUCUCUAUCGUGUUAACUAUGAUGACCACAAUUGGGAAAUGAUUGCAUCUCAAUUACGUCGUAACAGAAAUGCUAUCCACAAAUUGAAUAGAGCACAGAUGACAAACGAUGUUCUAUAUUUCCUCAGAGCAGGUAAAAUAAGUGUAAAGCGUGCGUUUGACGUGCUCUCUUUCCUUAAAGAUGAAAGUGAUUACUAUGUGUGGAAUGGAGUUUUGUCUCAAUUAGACUGGGUUCGACGAAGGCUAGAACAUUUGCCGAGGGCUCAUGAGGAGUUCAGUGCUUACCUUCUCGAGUUAUUGGAAGGUGCUGUUCAGCAACUGGGCUACGAAGAAAGAGCAAAUGAUUCAAUUUCCACUAUUCAAAGUAGAAUGCAGAUCAUGAACUACGCCUGCCAACUUGGUCACGAGGGCUGUAUAAGCGAUAGUCUUGAAAAAUGGAGACAAUUCAGAACUAGCAAUACUUAUUUAGUACCAAAGAACGCCCGUCGUUACGUUUACUGCACUGGUCUUCGUCAUGGUAAUGCAUCCGACUAUCAGUUCUUAUUCCAGAAAUAUAAUACUUCAGAAAACACCGCUGAUAUGGUGGUCAUGUUACGAACUCUCGCUUGCACCAGAGACGCUAGUUCGUUGCAGCAUUACCUAACUGAGUCGAUGCAGAAUGACAAAAUCAGGGUCCAUGACAAAACCAAUGCCUUCAGUUUCGCUCUUCAAGGCAAUCGGCAGAAUGUGCCAAUAGUUCUCGACUUCUUAUACAGAAACUACGCAGAAAUGAGACAAUCAUACGGUGGUCAAGCAAGACUCGACGUUUGCAUAAAUGCUCUUGCUACUCACUUGACGAAUUUCGAACACAUUAUAAAUUUCCAAACGUGGCUGUACAGAGAACAAUUGGCUUUGGCUACAUCCUUCAAUUCUGGCGUCAACGUUAUUAAUUCUGCUUUGAACAACAUUAGAUGGGGAAACAAUGUCGCCCCAGACCUAUUUACAAUCAUCAGAAAUAGGAACGCUUCAGCGACAGUGUCCGCAUCUAUAGUUUUAUUAGCAGUAGCAUUAGUUGCUCAUAUGUUCCAAUAA